Pantherophis guttatus is the source of this 4571-nucleotide messenger RNA. RefSeq names its product cell adhesion molecule 1 (gene CADM1). The record is from RefSeq and is a predicted model, not a curated record. Gene Ontology annotation, cellular component: synapse; neuron projection; plasma membrane. NCBI's taxonomy places the organism in Eukaryota, Metazoa, Chordata, Lepidosauria, Squamata, Colubridae. Gene Ontology annotation, molecular function: signaling receptor binding. Gene Ontology annotation, biological process: cell recognition; susceptibility to natural killer cell mediated cytotoxicity; detection of stimulus.
ACUCCAGGCAUCCUAAUGUUUCCUUCUGGCAGGGAUGGACAGAACUUGGUGACAGAGGAUGUAACCGUGGUAGAGGGAGAGGUGGCCACCAUCAGCUGCAGAGUCAAAAACAGCGACGACUCCGUGAUUCAGCUCUUGAAUCCCAACAGGCAAACUAUUUAUUUCAGAGACUUCAGACCCUUGAAGGACAGCAGGUUUCAGUUAGUGAAUUUCUCUAGCAGCGAGCUCCGAGUGUCACUGACCAACGUCUCCAUUUCGGAUGAGGGAAGAUACUUCUGCCAGCUCUACACGGACCCCCCACAAGAGUACUACAUGACCAUUACGGUGCUCGUCCCGCCACGUAACCUGAGGAUUGAAUCCCAGAAGGACACUGCGGUGGAAGGAGAGGAGAUAGAGCUGAAUUGCACGUCCAUGGCUAGCCGGCCAGCCACGAUGAUCAAAUGGUUCAAAGGCAGCAAGGAGCUCUUUGGCAAAACAGAAGUGGAGCAGUGGUCAGACAUGUACACAGUGACCAGCCAGCUCUUACUAAAGGUCAAGCGGGAGGAUGAUGGGGUCCCAGUUGUCUGUCAGGUAGACCAUCCUGCCGUUAAAGACUUGCAGACCAAGUACUACCUUGAUGUAAUGUAUAAGCCCGAAGUACAAGUUUUGCAGAAUUCUCCUCCGCAGCCGCUCACAAGGGAAGGAGACCUGCUCGAACUCCUCUGCCAAGUCAAAGGGAAACCAGAGCCUGUUGAUGUGACGUGGUUAAGAGUCGACGAUGAGAUGCCCCAGCACGUUUUGGUGUCAGGGUCAAACCUCCACAUUGACAGCCUAAACAAAAGCGAUAACGGCACAUACCGUUGUGAGGCUUCCAACCAAGUGGGGACGGCCUAUUCUGAUUACACGCUUUAUGUAUACGAUCUUCCCACAACUCUCCCUCCUCCCACCACCACACUUUCCACCAUCAUCACCAUCACCACCAACAUCGCCGCAGACACAACGGCGGCGACAGAACCGGCAGCUCACGGCUUUACUCAGUUGCCCAAUACUGCCGAAGAGCUGGACUAUGGGGAUCUCUCAGAUUCUCGAGCAGGAGAAGAGAGCGCCAUCACGGCGGUGGACCAUGCGGUGAUCGGAGGAGUGGUGGCCGUGGUGGUCUUCGCGAUGCUCUGUCUCCUGAUCAUCUUGGGGCGGUACUUCGCAAGACACAAAGGUACAUAUUUCACUCACGAAGCCAAAGGAGCUGACGAUGCAGCGGAUGCCGACACUGCCAUCAUCAACGCCGAGGGGGGACAGAACAAUUCUGAAGAGAAGAAGGAGUACUUCAUUUAGAGCCCCCUUGUUCCAGGAGGCGUCCAACGGGCCGGGCUGAGGGAGGCCCCGGCCCUUCCAAGAAGAUAAAGACAAUGAUGUUGGAAGUUGCUACCAGCUUACAGCUUUUUUAAUUUGUCUCUUUGUAUGUCUUUCUUUCUUUCUUUCUUUCUUUCUUUCUUUCUUUCUUUCUUUCUUUCUUUCUUCCUUUUCUUUCCUUUUCUUUUUUUUUAUUUUCUAAAAUUAUCGGCUGGCAAAUGUAUGGGAGUUGAGGAGUCCCAACGUAAAAAAAAGUGUUCUUUGUAAAGUACACUCUGCUGUGUGACACUUCUGUAUCAUUGGGUUGUUAAUUCUCUGGCCAAGUUCAGCUUGGAUUUAGUUUAGUUCCAUCAUUUACAGAAAAUUCUGUGCCUUGUUUUAUUUUUUAUUUCAUUGGAGGGAGGGGAGGAGGGAGGGGGAGAGAACCUACAGUUUCAUACAGUUCUUACUUUUUGGUUUUUCUUCCUAGCCUUUCUUGGAAUUGUCUGCUGGAAUCCCUUGAGAAGAGAUUUGGGCUGGUUGGUUAUUGUUGUUUUUUUUAAAAAAAAAAAAAAUCUCUCGUUUGGUUUUGUUAGUUUUUUCUCUUCUUCUACAAUUUCUUCUUCUUCUUCUCCCUUUUCUUUCUUUUUCUUUCUUUUUUGUUUUGUUUGAGAUUCUGGGUUCUAUUUUGUUGUUGUUGUUUGAAACCGUGUCAUCAAAGGAGAACCAGCACACCUUAGAUUUCAUUGUUUGAAACUGAGUGUAUCCAUCAUCCAUCAUAAUCCCUUGUUGUGAGAGCUUGGACCAAUAGGCUUUGUAGGAGAAGGGGCAGCCGCUGCCUCAGUUUCCAGUGCAGCAAAGACGAGCACCUGGGCUGGUUCUGCUUCUCACCGAGAGCCCAAAGUGUGCUGACUUGAGCACCUGCAAGCAAAGUGUGUGCCUAGGGAGCCAAACCGCCUUUCCUUCCGUGCUUUUCCAUGCUCCCGAGUGUCUGGACAGGCACAAUCAGCCUGCAGAUAUCUUGUCCAAGAUCUUCCCCGAAACGAUUGCCAUGAACCGGGGGGCAGAUCCUUUGGGGACAACAGACAAAGCCGAGUCGAAGGAGGGGGAGGAAAGGUUGAGUUUGGCUCUGAUUAUUUUGGUUCCCAAAGGUCCCGUCGGUGGCUCCCAAUUUGGCCCAGCAUCGCUGUAAUUUGCUGGAGACAGAAAACUCUGUGAAUCGGCCAACUUGUCCCCUUUUGCUUUUUAAAAAAUUUUUCCUCCCUGUUUUCAUUCUGCGUAUUCUUUCGGCCUCGUUUUAUCCCUUCUUCCCUUUUGUGCUUGGCGACAGAGGUCACGGUGUGAUCUCAGCCUGCAAACCCUGUGCGUGACCCAUAUUGGGCACCCCGAAGUCACCAAGGCAGAGGCUGGGUGAAGCCUGCCACGCCUUCGGAUGUGAUUGUCGGACAAAAGGCAGGGGGGGAUGGAAGAGAAGCGAGCCUUGCUCUCCGGCUGGACAGCCCCUGCGCCUCUGUCCCCAGGAAAUCAGCGCAGUGGCUGGUGCAGAAGCUUUUUGUUUACUUGAUCCAAAUUUUUUCAGGCUGAGUGGGUGUGCACGACAGAGAGAGAGAGAGAGAGAGAGAGAGAAAUAUUAUUUUCUUUUUCCUUUUCCCUGACUACAGCUUCCAAAUGGACUCCCUUCCCCAGGCUUAAUUGCCACCUACCAAUAAUUGAUCAACCUUUCCAUGGUGGCAGUAGUAGUGAAGAGGUAACCACCGCUACAUUUUUUUCUGGUGGGUGUUGGAAGCCUGAAGCUCUGAGAGAAGCUUUCUUCUCUUCCCCAAGGCUGGAAAUGGGGGCACCUCCCUCUUGGAAAGCCUGGGGGAAGGAAGGAGGAAGGCAGGGUUUCUCAACCUUAGCACAAGUGGACUUCAAUUCCCAGAAUCCCCCAGCAGCAACACAACGCUGGAAUUCUGGGAGUUGAAGGCCACUUGUCUUAAAGUUGCUAAGGUUGGGAAACUCUGCCCUUGGAAAACGGGGUCUCUCCGGGAGGAAUCCACCUUGGAAGCAGGGCUCGCUGACAGGGAAGCACUUAAAGGAUACUGACUGACAGAUUUGUAUGGCUGUCCUGUUAUAUACUUGCAAAGAUUUAUCGUGGGGAGGGUGGGAGGGAGAGAGAGACUAUCAUCUCUUUACGUCAACAUCUUUUUUUUAAGAAAAGAAAGGCUUUUGAAAAUAUUUAUUUUUAAAUUAUUGGCAGAAACAUUUAGAGACAACCUUUCGCUGAAGAAUUUGGCACGCGAAUCCCGUCCUUUUUAAAAGAACCUUCCCGUCUUCCCUCCCCUGACAAACUCCCCACCCCCACCUUGCCAUCCUUAAGCCAUGAACCCAAACCCGGCCUUUGGCUGCCCCCCCCCAACCCGUUUUGUACCACGCCAUCUUGUUUCUCAGCCUUCGGAACCACCGGAGACCCCAGUCGGGGGGCACACUGGCAGGCAGGCCAUGGACAGCUUCUGAACGAUUUUCAAGAGGGAGGGGGGCUUUUUUUAACCACCACUGAUCCCAGAACUGGCACAUCCUCUGCGCUGAGCGGCUCAUCUUUGUUUUCGAAAGUGUACAGUAGUGCCGUGUUCCCGAUGUAACUUUGACUUAAUACUGUUGAGAUGUCUCAGGUUCACGUGUUUUGAUUGGUGUUUCCGUCUCAGGUAGAUUGCAAACUUUUUGGAUCCCACACCUUGGAAGAGACCGCAAGGAGCAACCCCUCCCCCCCAGGAAAGGACGGGCGGUGGUCUUCCGCCAUCGCCCGGGAAGGAGGCUCUGUUGAGGAGGGGGCGGCGGUGGGUGUUCCUGCAAGUGUUCCGUGCACUGUUUGAAAUGUAUUGUUAGCUAUUGAUUUGUGCAGGCUUAGAUUCCAAGAGUUAGGAGUUGAGAAAGAACAAACUUGUUUUUUGGGCUUUGGUCAUUCGGAUGUGGUUUUAUUUUUUCCCCCUUUUCCUUUUCCUUAAGACAGAACAAAAAGGAAAGUUGAGGAGGAAAAUGAAGGGUGCGUAGCUAAUGCCAAAUAAGCUUGUUCUUGACUCGCCCUUUGACCUGUUUUAAUUUUGCCCCCUUAGGCCGAUUCUGUUUAAGGUGUCCAUGGAUGAUGUUACAGUGUAAGAAAACGCAUAACCAUCUCUUCCCAUUCACAUUUUGUAUUGGUUCAUGUAUACCAUUUUUACAAAAGAGAAAGAAGUACUAUAAAGUAUCUGUCUUCUUAAUAAAAACAAAUUAAUGUUACAAAACUA